Caenorhabditis angaria is the source of this 1088-nucleotide messenger RNA. Lineage: Eukaryota; Metazoa; Nematoda; Chromadorea; Rhabditida; Rhabditidae. The record is from the annotation of a GenBank genome assembly.
AUGACAGCAACUACAAGUUCAAAUUCAUCUCGAUUUACUUCAGAAAAACGUCCUCCAGUUAUGGCAACUCGAAGAGAUGAGAGAUUUAAGAAUUUUCAUUCUUUCGAUGAAAUUACUGAAUCUGAAGAAGAAGAUGUUCAGGUUGGUUUGGUUUUUUCUAAACUGCAAAAAAUUGUUUUCAAAAAAUUCAUAUUUUUCUAUGAAUUUAAUCGUCUUCAGUUCCGCUUAUUUUCUUUUUAUCUUGAUUUUAAAUACUCAUAGAAAGAUAUAACUUGAGAUAAUUUCUGCCAAGAUUUUUUGCUUCUUUAUUGUCUAUUUUGUUAUUUACAUUCUCCAUCCAUCCAUUUUUUUUCAUCUAGAAUAAAUAUACUUAAUUUUUGAUGCUCAAAAAGAAUGAAAAAAGAUAAAAAUCUGGUUCCUUUUUGCGUUUGAAUGAAAAUGAAUGUGUAGCCAGCAAAAAGCUUUUUUAUGUGAGGUUUUUGGCUAUUUUUUGGGUGUGAAAAAGUUCAAUAGUUUAUUUCAGGAGCCAACAAGCAGUAACAGUUCGACAACUUCCGAAAGAUCACCGUAUGCAGUUUAUGAGCCAAUUGAUAAGUCUCUUAAGACAAGAAGCUUUUCAUUGACUAAUAAUCCAUUCUUAUCACCAAAAGCUAUGAGGUAAAUAUGGGUUUAAAGUAUAAAAAUUCAUAAAUUCAAAAACUCAAAAACCAAACAAUUUUUCAACUCACACAAAAAUAAUCCAAAAUGUAAACUUCCAUCUUUUGAAAUGAAUUUUGAUCUAUUUUGAAAGUGAAAAAGAAAAAGAAAAUGAAAACAAAUAAAAAAAGUAGCAAAAGAAAAAACAAAAAGAUUUACUGUUUCAAAUUCUAAAAAUAAUUUGUUUUUUGUUCAGACACAUUUCAACUCAUCGACUUUCUCGCGGGAUUUCUGAUCCAGUUUCUCGACGAAAAUCAUCGCUACCAACAAUUUUGUCGUCUUUCGAACCAUCGAUUGAUUUUCUGAGUCUUCCACCGAUUCCAGAAGCAACAACACCAGCAUCACCUUCCGCAAAUAAUUCUAACCCAUUUGUAGCCGGGUCUCACAAAUAA